UGCGGGCAUAGAGAUUAGAGAGUCAGAGACUAGUCUAGUGGCGUGCAGUGGGUGCGGUGCGGUAAGCGGAGACGAAGCCCCGUAGAGUUGGCUGAGAGAGAAAAAGAAAAGGAAAGAGAGAGAAAUGGCUUGGAGCGCGACGAUGAUCGGAGCGCUGCUCGGACUGGGCACCCAGAUGUACUCCAACGCUCUCCGUAAACUUCCUUACAUGCGCCAUCCAUGGGAACACGUGGUGGGUAUGGGACUCGGGGCCGUGUUCGUGAACCAGCUCGUUAAAUGGGACGCUCAGCUCCAGGAGGACCUCGACAAGAUGCUCGACAAAGCCAAGGCCGCCAACGAGCGCCGCUACUUCGAUUCUUUGCAUACAGACUAGUGUCUACCAGUCUUUGCUUCAUUGUGCUAAUAGAAGGUUAAUGAAGACCUGUGUUUGAAAGUUACAAUUCACUCUUGUUCUGCUCCCAAGUGUUUUGAAGUAAUCUUCAAAUUCAUCUACUUCUUUUAGUAACUCCAGAAUCUCUUCUGGUGUUAGUGGUGACGGUACUUCUGAGUUUCUUAAAAGUUAUACAUAUUUUAUGUCGAUCAAUAGAGUGUGAUGUGUUUUUAUUUUUUUAUUUUUAUUAAGACUAAAAGAUACAAUUGAUGUUUAUACCUGCUUCAGUGGUCCUUGGACCAACUGGGGUGACCUGCUCCUUGAGUAAGAGGUGGUGGGUGAGGUUAUGAUAUUCAUGGCCUAACUCUAUACUCUUUUAAAAAAUGCAUAUUACUUUUGGGCCUUGGCACUCUUCUGGUACCGCGCAACAUUCUUAUGUAUUCAAUUUUCCAUAUUAUACUCCAUAAUUAUUAUGCAUUUUACCCUUGACACUCUUCCGUGGCCUUAAAACAAUUUGUAGUUUUGAUUUUCAUUCUAGACUUGUAAAUCAAUAUGAUGCCAAAAGGUCUUGCUUGUAUUGUGCUAACCCAUGACCUCAAACCUACAUCGGGUAAGUUUUGCUUAUAAACAUUCAGAGGCCCUAGAAGUUUACUUGCUUUUGGGUAUUCCAAUAGAACAUGGCAAGUCUGAGAGACAUCACGGCAGAGUGUAAACUCAUAACUACUUUUACGUCCUAUCAAUUUAAUGCUUUCAUCUCUUGAUUGCCUAAAAUAGGCCGUCUUCUGGAAUCUUGAAAUACCUCCGGAAAUUUCUAUCCACCCUAUAAAACCUAACUGUUUCAAUCACUUGGAAGUUCAAUUAUUGUCGGUUUCAUAGGGUACACCUACUAUAGUGUAGAUUCUGGACGUUUUAUGGUCCAACAAUUUGAUUUAUAAAAUGGUUUUGGUUCAGAAAACAAAGAUGACAGUGCGUGUUUGUAAAUCUGUAGCACCCCCUCCCCCUCUCUGUCUUUUGUAACUUCUUUAUUUAUCUUGGGAUUU
Molecule: messenger RNA, 1410 nt
Organism: Carya illinoinensis
Lineage: Eukaryota; Viridiplantae; Streptophyta; Magnoliopsida; Fagales; Juglandaceae
Exons: 3
Coding region: 125-373 (82 amino acids)
Source: RefSeq, a predicted model, not a curated record